CGCGCGUGUUCUUUCUGCAAUUUACCCCACUCGCGCCCCACUCUCGUUGCUCUGAACUCGAAUUUCAAGUCCCUGACAACGCAACACGCUUAGCGACCAAAUCGGGCCACGACGCCGACGACUUGCUCAAAUUACCGCACAUUCUUGAACUAUCAUGUCUUCUAGCGCUUCACGGCAUCUUCCAAGAAUACGGCCUUUGCUCCCACCGGACCCGCUCACAUGCUCCCACAUAAAUGAUCGUGCUCUAUCUUCCAAUAGCGCCAACGCAGCGAUGCAACCACUCAAGAUCGGGUCCACGCCAUUUCCCACUCUUCCCAGCGCUCAUCGCAUAAGUCUGCAAACGGACUUAUACAAGAAAGAGAAUGAACACCCCAUCGCUUUGCCCACGACCACAAAACGCAGCAGAGCUUUACGUUUAUCGGGGGGCGCACUUCUAUAUCAGCGGGCAUUUCACCACGAGCCUUAUCCCAUCGCAACCAACCGGAGCGGUUCCAUAUCGCCUUCGCCGACAGAACUAUGGCUCCCUCCUUUCGCGUCUACCAACUGCGAGCCUAAGCUGAUUCGCACACUCACUUUCCACGACUCGCCUACUUUCUGGCUUGCCAUGUACUUCUGCUUCAAUCUGGGACUAACACUAUAUAACAAGGGUGUUUUGGUCCACUUUCCUUUCCCAUACACACUUUCUGCUCUGCACUCUUUCUUCGGAACCAUCGGGGGCUACAUACUGUCCAAGAACGGCUACUUUGUGCCUUCCCGACUGGAUCCGUCGGCGACGAUCGUGCUUGUAGCUUUCAGCGCACUCUAUGCCGUCAACAUCGCUAUCAGUAAUGUCUCGCUCCAGCUAGUUACAGUACCUUUCCACCAAGUUGUGCGUGCAGCAACUCCGAUCUUUACUCUGGUCUUCUCUGCAGUGUUGUUGGGGAGGUCUAGUAGCCGGUGGAAGAAGCUGUCUCUAUUACCUGUAGUCGCUGGCGUCGGCCUUGCAACAUUCGGAGACUACUACUUCACUUACGCCGGCUUCGUCCUCACAAUGUUCGGAGCUGUAUUGGCUGCCCUGAAGACAAUCUAUACCAACGUCCUACAAACGCCAGCCUCCCAGACAUCGCUCCCCCGACCGACUUUCACCAGCCCACUAGAUCUGAUCUACCUGUUAUCUCCCAUCGCCUGCGUCCAGUGUCUUUGUCUCGCGCAAGUCACCGGCGAGCUCUCUCAAGUAGUGAACUACUCUCUUUCGCCGCUGAAGCUGAUCGCGCUGCUCCUGAACGGGUGCUUAGCUUUUGGUCUCAACGUGGUCAGCUUCAGUGCCAAUCGACGUGUCGGUGCCGUUGGAAUGACUGUCGCUGCGAACGUCAAGCAAGUGCUGACCAUCGUCUUUGCCGUUCUGCUCUUCAAUCUUACGAUUACAUGGCUGAAUGCGUUCGGCAUCGCGUUGACCCUGGCUGGCGGCGCAUGGUAUACCUAUGUCGAGUUCGCAGAAAAGCACCAGAGGUGUUGAAUCGUUAUAUAUCGAUUUGUAUUACCAUCUAUGCAGGACACUGCAAGUAGAGGCUGUGAUGUACAAAAAUGCGCCUGGUAGACUUGGUAUCGCGGCAUCCCGGUCAAAUCAAAUAUUUGACGCGUCGGCGUGUCGGCCUUGGUCGGCUCGCGAGCCGAUGUCACCCCCACAGAACUUCGCUCUCACACCCUCUAUGCCCGCGGGCCAAGCAUGGCUCUCAAUAAGAUUACCGCCGAACGGAACCAGAAAAUUCUACUCGAACUAGCAGCGCAACCGGGCAAUGAUGUCUGCGCCGACUGCAAGGUGAAGAAUCCGCGAUGGGCAUCUCACAACCUCGGGAUAUUCAUAUGUGUGAAUUGUGCGAGUGUGCAUCGAAAGAUCGGGACUCAUGUCACCAAAGUAAAGAGCGUCACGAUGGAUUCGUGGACGAAAGAGCAGUUGGAGGUGAUGAGGCAGAACGGCAACAUCAAGUCGAAUCAGCAGUAUAAUCCCAACGAGACUCGACAUCCACCGCCGCCGAAUCUCAUGGAUGGGGAACGCGACAGUGAAAUGGAGCAAUAUAUCCGAUCUAAAUACGAAUACAAGAGUUACGUGGACCGGUCUGCUUUUGUGGCGUCGAAACUAGGUCCCUCGCGCUCUGCUUCCUCUGUCGCUCCUCGUUCAGCGAAGCCCGCCGCCGCCAACAACGCAUCCACAUCCAGCGCACCGGCACCCCCCGCUCGUGCCAACACGGCUGCGCCGACGACGACUGCCCCGAUGUUGCCACCAGCGCGUUCGUUCUCCCAGCCUCUGUCGUCUGCUCCCAUGCAGCAAUCCGUGCCACAAAUGAUGCAGGCUGCGCCUAUGCAGCAGCAACCGCCUGCGGGAGGCGUAUGGAAUGACUUGAUAUCGCUGCAAGGGUCGAGUUCAGGAUCGUCUCUGCCGCUUCAGUACCAGCCAUCGCUCCAGGCCCCGCCUUCGACAGGAUAUCAACCACAGAUGACUAUGAACACCACAGGUUUAAGCAUGCCUAUGAACCCGUUCACGCCCCAAUACACAGCGGCAGCUCCGCAGUUUGCGCCAUCUGCUCAGCCAUUUGCGCCCGUCCAGCAGUUCGCACCGUCCAUGUCCCAAUUCACACCCUCCUUCGCGGGUCAGCCGACGCUCGCACCUCAAAUGCAGGCGUCCACUCCACUGUUCAAUCCGCAGCCCCAGGCAUUCCCGUCCCAGCAGCCGAUGUUUGGUAUGGGCACCACCCCGUCGCCCAUUCCGCAGCAGGCUCAGAACCCGGCUGCCCCGAUGGGGUACCAGUCACCUGCCCCGGCGCCGUCGCUUACUCCAACGCCGGGCUUCGGCGGCCCGCAGAUGCUGGCGCCGAAUCAGUUCGGAUCGCCGAGCCCGCACCUGCAGAUGCAGCCCACGUCGUUCAUGCAGCAACAACCGGCUGCUGCUGCUCCAUUCCAGCCUGGUCAGUUCAUGCCCAUGGGAUCGUCCCCGCAGCCGUUCAACGCUGGUGGGAUGCAGCAGCCUUUCCAACCACAGCAGCAGCAGCAGCAAUGGAUGGGUGCUACAUCUCCGAUGGGCUAUCCCCAGCAGCAAGGCCAAUGGGGUACAAUGUGAGGAGAAUGGAAGGAAAUACCAGUGGACUUUUCGCGUUCGUAUUUUAUGGUUGUAAGUAUACAUAUAGGAUUUCGCGGUAGCAUCGUCUUGGUGCGCUCGCACAUACGUAAUGUUAAUAUGGUGGGAAUUUUCGGCGAGUGCUGAGAGCUAUAUAUCUGAUACGGCGAAUCAGAUCUCCACUAAAACCAGUCAGCACAAGGCAAGUUUUGUGAUGCGCAAUCAAAUAUGCUUUGUCCUUACCCUUCAGCGAACGCUCAUCCAACUCGGCCGAAUCAAGCCAAACAGACGAGUUUCAGGGCAGACACGCGCCACUGAAGGAAAUCAUGUCAUAUACUCGCCAGUUCAGACUCGGAGAGUCGUUCCGAUCAUUCCGAUCGCCCCUCUGACCAUCGACUCUCGAGCCCUAUGUCCUUACCAUGUUCCUGGGUGCUCUCCAACUUCUCACCGGCAUUGGAACGGCGCGCAGUCUCUAUCUCGACAGCACGCCUACCGACGAGCUGCUGCCCAACGCCAUCCCAGACCCCGAAGCAAGAUGCAGAGCGCUGAAGAAUACGCUGCGCAUCGAGAACACCACCAUCCUCGGAUCUGACUUCCUCCAGCCGGGGGACACUGUCAGCACGGUCGGCGCGUGCGGCGAGCUGGGCUCGUGGGCGGAGACCCCGCUCUGCCGCGUGCAAUUCGCGAUCUCGACGAGCCGCGAGGGGUCGGAAGUCAAGGGCGAGGCAUGGUUGCCUGAGACGUGGUACGGGCGAGUGCUGGGUGUCGGAAAUGGUGGCCUGGGAGGAUGUAUCCCGUUCAUCGACCUCACGUACGGAUCGUCCAUGCAUUUCGCGACCGUGGGCUCCAACGCGGGCCACGACGGGAACUUCGCCGCCCCGUUUUGGAACCAGCCCGAGACGACGAUCGACUUCGGGCACCGCGCGGUGCACGUGCAGACGGUGGUCGGGAAACAGAUCGUGCGCGCGUACUACGGGCGGCCGCACACCAAGUCGUACUGGGUCGGGUGCUCGAUGGGCGGGCGGCAGGGCCUGCAGAGCGCGAUCAAAUACCCCGCGGACUUUGAUGGGAUCCUGGCGGGUGCGCCCGCGACGGAUUUCAACCGGCUGCUGUACUGGACGGGAAUGAUGGCGCGGGCGGUUGGGAUUCCCGACGCCGACUCCCCCGCGGCCAUCUCUGCGGAGGAGUGGGUGAUUAUCUCGGAGGAGGUAAUGCGGCAGUGUGACCAUCUAGACGGUGUGCGGGACGGGGUGAUCACAGAGCCCGACGACUGUGUCUUUGAUCCAAGUGCACUCUCGUGUUCCAGACGCACGACCUCCAGGUGUCUGUCUCGAGCCCAGAUCGACGCGCUCAAGAAGAUCUACUCGCCUGUCUACGUCGACGGUGUCUACACUUUUCCGCGGUUUGACCCGGGGGCAGAGACCAUGUCUCAGGGAAUCCCCUUGCUCGAUUCGCAGACGGACUUCCCGCUGUACCCCGGCGACUGGCUCAAGUUUACGGUGCUCAAUGAGACGGAAUUCGACUUUACGGAGUAUGGACCUGAGCAGCUGCGGCAGAUGGAAUUCGUGAACCCAGGAGGGGUCGCUGCCUACGACGGGGAUCUCUCGGCGUUCCGAGAUCGGGGAGGGAAGCUUAUCACAUACCACGGCCGAAUGGAUGCACAAAUCCCGUCUGGCAACUCGAAGCGGAUGUACAAUCACAUUGCAAAGACGCUCGGGCUGACCUCCAACGGGAUGGACUCGUUCUAUCGGCUGUUCCUGAUCCCGGGGAUGGAUCAUUGCACCGGUGGCCCGCCCGUCAGCACGUCGCACUUUGGGCAGAUUGGAGGCUCCGCGCCGGGAUCAGAACGCAACAAGAGCUCGCACCAUAUCAUCCUGGCGAUGGUGGACUGGGUGGAGGGCGGCAUGCCUCCGGAGACGAUCAUUGGCACCAGCGAGGACUACCAGAGGACGCGGUUGCACUGCAGAUAUCCGAUGAAGAGUGUUUGGGAAGGUCCGGCGUGGCGAUGUGUGUGAGGGAUUGUAUCUUGAGAACCUGAGCUGUGUAGUAGUAUGAUCUGUUGUACAUUCCAAUAAGUAGACUUGUUGCAUGGUUGGUCUAUGUAGUGCUGAGCCAAAGCUGAAGUUUUGAGCCUCAUCCAUAAUAUGAGUGACAGGCGUCCACGGCGGGAUCUUUAAUUGUCGCCCACACGACUGCAGAGGUGGAAACGCCCUCGAGCCCAACAUCCCAAGGCUGGGCUGUCGGUCUCUAGUUCGAGUCCAAAGCUAAGCCCACACAACACCAAAUUCAGCACAUGUUUAGUUGGCAUCUGCGUUGCAGAUGCACUAAGCCCGGAGCCCACGACAAGGGAAUGUGCUC
Molecule: messenger RNA, 5449 nt
Organism: Mycena citricolor
Lineage: Eukaryota; Fungi; Basidiomycota; Agaricomycetes; Agaricales; Mycenaceae
Source: the annotation of a GenBank genome assembly